This is a messenger RNA of Symbiodinium sp. CCMP2592, 1578 nucleotides long. The record is from the annotation of a GenBank genome assembly. Lineage: Eukaryota; Dinophyceae; Suessiales; Symbiodiniaceae.
AUGGGUAGAGGCGGCUUCGCGCUGAACACGGGCGCUUACCGUGAGCUGCGCAGCACGAAGGGAAAGGGCAAGGGCAAGGGCGCAAAAGGUGGCAAGGGCAGCGGUAAGUCCAAAGGCAAGCUUGCCUUCCAAAAGAAGCUGCUCAAGAAGAAAGCUCAGAAGGCAGAGGCGAAGAAGAAUGCCCAGCGGGAGUCUUCGGAUGAAGAGGUCGACACCCAGGAUGUUUUCUGGCGACCAACCUGGGACACACUGGGCCCUCUUCAGGAGGUGAAGGAGAAGGGCGACAUGAACCGAUUGGGUCGGAAGCGGGAGAAGGCAGCGGAGCUUCGCAAGGCUCAAGUAGAGUUGGAGAUCCUUUGCGUGGACAUGACAAGGCCGCCAAAAGCCAACUGUGACAACAGAUAUCGUUUUCCGGACGAGACCCACUUCGACGAGCUGGACUGGAACACAGGCUUUGCAGAGCUUUGGCUUUAUGCUCUCCGUGCCGCCCGUUUGGCACUGCCGGAGUCUGCUGGCGGCCUAUUGCGGGCAGCAAAGGAAGUGCGCAUAGUGCGAAGUGAGAAGCGACUGCACCGGAGCUUUGUGGCCGCAGGCAAGGCUUUCGAUCGCAUUGCCGAGAAGUUGCGGCAGCUCGUAAACGUGACGCCCAGUGUGGCUCCCACAACCUGCACGUUGGCAUCGUCGACCGUCAAAAGAAGCAUCCGCCUCUCCAAUGACCUUCAGAUGCCAGUGCUGGGGUUGGGCACAACCAUGCUCAACGGUGCGUCUGGGAAGGAGGCCAUCCUCGCGGCGCUGCGAGAAGGCUACCGACUGAUAGACACGGCGCAGGCCUAUGAAAACGAGGCCGAGGUGGGCGAAGCUAUCCUCCAGUCUGGCAUACCUCGCUCGGAGAUCUUCGUCGCGACGAAACUGUCAGACGAUGGCGAUUGCAAGCCGGGCAGGGCGAAAGCACGGGUUCGGGCGCAGCUGAAGCUGCUGAAAACGAGCUACAUUGAUCAGUACAUGCUCCAUGGGCCAUGCGAAAGCAUGGUCGAAGCUUGGAAGGAUCUCGAAGAACUGUACGAUGCUGGCGUACUGCGAUCACUUGGUGUGUCGAAUUUCGACUACACUCAACUGAAACGUUUCUCGGGGCAGGUUCGCAUCGCACCGCACGUCGUGCAGAACAAGUUCUCCAUCUACCACCGUGGCUGGGCUCCUGUGGAUCCUCUGAGGGACCUCGCCGAAGCUUUUCGCAAGGAGGGCAUGGUUGUCAUGGGCUAUUGCAACUUGGAUGCGUAUCCACACGUCUUGCAGCCGCUGGAAGACAUCUUUGUGCGGAGAAUUGCUUCGCGUUGUGGGAGAACGCCUGCCCAGGUUCUGCUGCGCCAUGCUCUGCAGCACCACACGGUGGUCAUCCCCAAGUCAGAAAGGCCGGAGCGCCUCAGGGAGAAUGCAGACAUUUUCGACUUCGAACUGUCGCCUGAAGACAUGCGGAUCCUGGAUGCCCUGCCAAUGCUGGCGCACCACGGACGAGAGCCCAGCUAUGUUGAGGACGUGUUGGGCUUGAGGAAUACGGACGAACACUCCGCCGAGCUGUAG